AUGCUGAUCCAUGUAAGGGCGGCCAUAUUGGUCGUCUCAUUAGCCAUAUUUAAAGGAACCUUAGCUCAGAAUUCCAGUUCUAGUCUAUUCGCAUGCCCAAGCGGUUGGGAGUUGCGAGGCCUUCACUGCUACAAAUUUUUCAAUAUAAGACAUUCUUGGGAGAAGGCUGCUGAACUGUGUAAAAGGUAUGGCAGUGACUUGAUGGCUGUAGAGUCUUAUAGUGAAAACAAUUUAACAGCAGCUAUUGCCACAUCUGCAGUACCUUUGGAGAGGAGAGGAGCUAGUCAUUAUUGGUUAGGCUUAGCAUCGUUGGACGAUCUUAGAACUAACACACUUGAAUCAGCCGCUGGAACUCUGGUAUCUCAAUAUUCAGGUUUCUGGUCUUCAGACCAACCCGAUCCAACAGCUGGUGAAUGUGUGGACGUAAUAUUGACGGAAGAGACCCAAUCCUGGGAACUAACAACUUGUGAGAGUCUACAACCAUUUAUGUGUCGAGCAAGGGCAUGUCCGACUGGAUCAUUCCACUGUUCCAAUGGAAAAUGUAUAAAUGAAAAGUUCCGGUGUGAUAAACAUGACGACUGUGGAGAUGAUUCCGAUGAAUUGGAUUGUCCAGCAAACUGCAACUUCUACUUAGCAAGCAGCGGAGAUUUUGUGGAAAGUCCUUACUACCCACACAAAUAUGCACCACUUACGAACUGCAAGUGGACUCUGGAAGGCCCGCAAGGUCACAACAUUCUCCUGCAAUUCCAGGAAUUCGAAACAGAAAAAACUUUCGAUACAGUACAAAUCUUAGCCGGUGGCAGAACUGAGGAUACAUCCAUCAAUUUAGCAACACUAUCUGGGAAGCAGGACCUCACCAACAGAUCAUUUGUAUCAGGCUCCAACUUCAUGAUAAUCAAAUUCAGCACUGAUGCGUCAGUUGAAAGGAAAGGUUUCCGAGCUUCAUGGAAAACUGAACCGCAAACUUGUGGUGGUACUCUUCGUGCCACUCCACAAGGACAAGUUUUGACAUCUCCUGGCUAUCCAGAACAAUAUCCUGGAGGACUGGAAUGUCUGUAUAUUAUCAAUGCCCAGGGAGGCAAAAUAAUCACGAUGGAAGUAGAUGACCUGGAUCUCGAUGAUUCUCGCGAUUUUAUACUGGUUAGAGACGGUGAUUCUCCCAAAAGUCAGCCAAUCGCAAGGCUCACUGGAAAAUGGGAGAAUAGUCAGAGAGUUAUAAUGUCGACAAGCAACCACUUAUAUGUUUAUUUCAAAACAAGGCUUGGUGAUUCAAAACGUGGUUUCAGAAUCAGAUACACACAAGGUUGCAAAGCCACUAUCACAGCAAGAAAUGGGACCAUAAUGUCACCUGCUUUCAGCUUAGCAAACUAUCCUAGCAACCAGGAAUGUCUGUACAAAAUAAGGAAUCCUGGGGGCCAACCACUAUCUUUGAAUUUUGGUAGUUUCGACGUCGACAAAUCAGACUAUGUUCAAGUAUAUGAUGGUUCUACAACAAGCGGACUCAGACUCCACUCUGGAAAUGGAUUCACCGCAGGUAGCAGACCGAAGAUAACCCUAACCGCAUCAAGUGGAGAAAUGUUGGUUAGAUUUGUUACCGACGCAUUACAUAAUAACGACGGAUGGGAAGCUACUUUCUCUGCAGAUUGUCCCCCGCUUCAAGCUGGUAUUGGAGCAUUAGCAUCUAGCAGAGACACUGCUUUCGGUACCAUUAUCACCUUCAGUUGCCCGACUGGUCAAGAAUUUGCAACCGGUCGUAAUCGCCUUACAACACAAUGUCUACCUGGUGGCAACUGGUCAAUAAGCUACAUUCCCCAAUGCCAAGAAGUUUAUUGCGGCCCUGUACCCCAAAUCGACAAUGGGUUUUCCAUCGGUUCUACUAAUGUUACCUAUAGAGGUCGAGCAAUGUAUCAGUGCUAUGCUGGAUUUGCCUUUCCAACUGGAGAGCCGAUAGAGAGGAUCUCAUGUCUUGCAGAUGGACGUUGGGAAAAGAAACCUACUUGUUUAGCUUCUCAGUGUGCAGCAUUACCAGAAGUUCCUCAUGCUAAUGUUACAAUACUCAAUGGUUUAGGGCGAUCAUAUGGUACGAUAGUGCGAUAUGAAUGUGAACCUGGUUAUAUUAGAAGUGGGCCACCAGUAAUAUUAUGUAUGAGUAACGGAACAUGGUCUGGUGAUGUACCGAUAUGUUCGAGAGCAAGAUGUCCAGAGUUUCCUGAAAUAAAAAAUGGUUUCAUGACAGACACAUCCAGAGAAUAUUAUUACAAUGAUGAAGCGCGCGUUCAAUGUUACAAAGGCUAUAAACUCAUUGGUAAUACGAUCCUGAGAUGUGGUGAUAACCAAUUAUUCAACAAUCCACCAAAAUGUGAAGAUAUUAAUGAAUGUAUAAGUAGUCAAUGUGAUGUAGCUUCAACUGAUUGUAUGAAUGCUCCGGGAUCAUUUUCUUGUAAAUGCAGAAAAGGUUUCGAACCUACUCUGGAUUGCAGGCCGGUUGGUGACUUGGGUUUAGUGAAUGGUGGUAUACCUGAUGAAUCGAUUUCUGUAUCAAGUAGUGAAGCAGGAUAUGAUAAAACUAUGGUCCGUCUAAAUAAUGGUGUCGGUUGGUGUGGAAAUACAAUUGAUGGUGGUUCUAACUGGGUGCUUAUCGAUCUGAAAGCUCCAACGAUUAUACGAGGAUUUAGAACUAUGGCGGUUACGAGACAUGAUGGAAACAUCGCUUUCACUUCGGCUGUUCGGAUUCAGUAUACAGACGAUCUUACCGAUGUUUUCAAAGACUACAGAAACCCCGAUGGUUUGGCUGUAGAAUUUACUAUCGAGAAACCGACAUUAUCUAUUUUGAACUUGCCAGUCCCCAUUGAGGCACAAUACAUUAAGUUCAAGAUUCAAGAUUACGUUGGAGCACCUUGUUUGAAGCUGGAAGUUAUGGGCUGUACUAGAUUAGAAUGCACAGACAUCAACGAAUGUACCGAAAACAAUGGAGGAUGUCAACAAAAAUGUAUCAACAAUGCUGGUGACUAUUCUUGUGGGUGCAAUGUUGGUUUCGAACUAUACAACCAGAAUGGAACUUCAUCUUUCUUCAUCGAAAACUCAGAAAACGGUCGUCGCAUAGGCGAUGUUUACAAUAUCAAUAAAUCAUGUGUACCAGUCAUGUGUCCAUCUGUUAUCACCCCCGAAAAUGGUGUGAUUUUGUCUACAAAGGAGAAAUAUCACUUUGGAGACUUAAUCAGAUUCCAGUGUGAUUUUGGUUAUGUUAUGACUGGAUCAUCUUCAUUGCUAUGUACAUCAACUGGCAAUUGGAACGGUACUGUUCCUGAAUGUAAAUAUGCUCAAUGUGUAUCACUUCCAGACGAUAAAAAUGAAGGAUUAAAAGUACUUCGCAACGAUGAAGAUAGUGUUCUAGUACCUUUCAGAGAUAAUGUCACCCUACACUGUAGCUCAACUGGCAGGCAUUUGAGGGGAACUUCAUCUUCUGGGUUCAGGCAAUGUGUCUAUGAUCCUCAACCGGGCUUACCAGAUUAUUGGUUGAGCGGUGUUUUACCAUCAUGUCCUAGAGCCAACUGUGGGGUUCCUCCACCAACACCAGGAGCGGAAUAUGGUAAAUAUGUAGAUACGAAAUAUCAGUCAUCAUUCUUCUUUGGUUGCCAGAAUACUUUCAAACUGGCUGGACAAAGCGGUAAGCACGAUAAUGUAGUACGAUGUCAAGCAAAUGGUGUAUGGGAUUUCGGAGACUUGCGAUGUGAGGGCCCAGUUUGUGAAGAUCCAGGACGUCCAACUGACGGCGUUCAAAUUUCGAGAAGUUAUGAACAAGGAUCUGAAGUAUCUUUUGGAUGCAAUAGACCAGGAUAUAUCCUGAUCAAUCCCCGACCAAUCACUUGUGUGCGUGAACCAGAAUGUAAAGUUGUCCGGCCUCUUGGUAUUGCAUCAGGUAGAAUACCCGACUCGGCUAUUAACGCUACUAGCGAAAGACCUAACUAUGAAGCUAGAAACGUAAGGUUGAACUCAGUAACUGGUUGGUGUGGAAAGCAAGAAGCUUUCACCUAUGUGAGUGUGGACUUGGGAAAAAUCUUCCGAGUUAAAGCUAUCCUCGUGAAGGGUGUUGUCACAAAUGAUAUCGUAGGACGUCCAACUGAAAUCCGAUUUUUUUAUAAACAAGCUGAUAAUGAGAAUUACGUUGUUUACUUCCCGAAUUUCAACUUGACGAUGCGUGAUCCUGGAAACUAUGGAGAACUUGCUAUGAUUUCACUGCCAAAAUACGUUCAAGCCAGAUUUGUCAUAUUAGGGAUUGUUAGCUACAUGGAUAAUGCCUGUCUGAAAUUCGAGCUCAUGGGAUGUGACGAACCAGAGAAAGAGCCACUACUUGGAUUUGACUAUGGGUAUUCACCAUGUGUUGAUAAUGAAACACCAGUAUUCCAAAACUGUCCUCAACAACCAAUUAUUGUUCAGAAAGAUGUAAAUGGUGGAUUGCUACCUAUCAACUUCACGGAACCCACUGCUGUCGAUAAUUCAGGAAGUAUUGCAAGACUGGAGGUGAAACCUGCAAAUUUCAGAACACCUAUGUAUGUCUUUGAAGAUACCGUAGUAAAAUAUGUUGCCUAUGACUUCGAUGGAAAUGUUGCCAUUUGUGAAAUUAACAUAACUGUGCCUGAUAAUACUCCACCACUACUCAGCUGUCCGCAAAGUUACGUCAUUGAGCUAGUAGAUAAGCAAGAAAGUUAUGCCAUAAACUUUAAUGAUACCCGAAGGAGAAUAAAUGCAACUGAUGCUUCUGGGGAAGUUCAUAUAACUUAUAUUCCUGAUAAAGCGACGAUAGAGAUUGGAGAUUUCAAAAACGUAACCGUCAUAGCUACUGACAAAUAUGGAAAUAGAGCUUCCUGUCACUUCCAAGUAUCAGUUCAAGCUACACCUUGUGUAGACUGGGAGUUAAAACCACCAGUGAACGGGGCAUUGAACUGUCUACCAGGUGACAAAGGACUCCAAUGUAUAGGAACAUGUAAUCCUGGGUAUAGAUUUACUGAUGGAGAACCUGUGAAAACUUUUUCAUGUGACACUAAUAGUCCUUGGAAGCCUACAUCUGUUGUGCCCGAUUGUGUAUCCGAAAAUACUCAACAAGCUGAUUACCACUUUACGGCUACUAUCAUUUAUAGAGCUAAUGGUGCUGUGGCAACUUCUUGUUUGAACCAAUAUACAGACUUGAUCGCCCAAUAUUAUGAUAACCUGAAUGGCGUCCUCUCUCAGAGAUGUUCAGCUGUCAAUGUGAACAUGAACGUGUCCUUCAUCAAUUCCUCCGCUUCCCUAGUAGAAGAAAAUGUUGUCAAGGUCGAUUAUAUUCUAGAAAUAGUUCCCGUAGUCAGGCAGCCUCAGUUAUAUGAUCUAUGUGGAAGUACAUUGAAUUUGAUGUUCGAUUUAUCAGUUCCAUAUGCGAGUGCUGUUGUGGAACCACUUCUGAAUGUAGCCGCAAUUGGAAAUCAGUGCCCGCCUCUCAAAGCAUUGAAAUCAUCUAAUCAAAGAGGUUUCACUUGUAAUGUUGGAGAAGUUCUCAAUAUGGACACCAAUGAUGUACCAAGAUGCUUACAUUGUCCUGCCGGAACUUUCGCUGGCGAAAAACAAAAAGAGUGUACCUAUUGUUCAAGAGGAUUCUACCAAAAUCGCGAUAGACAGGGAUCCUGUAACAAAUGCCCACAAGGAACAUAUACACGAGAAGAAGGCUCAAAGAGUGUUCAUGAUUGUAUUCCAGUAUGUGGAUAUGGUACUUAUUCCCCAACAGGUCUAGUACCAUGCUUGGAAUGUCCUAGAAAUAGUUACACUAGUGAACCACCUACUGGAGGAUUCAAAGACUGCCAAGCUUGUCCAGCAAACACAUUCACAUAUCAACCUGCAGCUCCUGGAAAAGAUAGGUGUAGACCAAAAUGUGGACCUGGUCAAUACUCGCCAACAGGAUUAGCGCCAUGCUCCUUGUGCCCCAAAGAUUUCUAUCAAACUAUUCCAGGACAAACUUACUGCAAUGAGUGCCCUAGCAAUAUGAUGACUGGAGGUAGUGGAGCCUUAGGACGGGACGAAUGUACUCCAGUACAAUGCAAGGACAAUGCUUGUCAACAUGGUGGUCUGUGUGUUCCUAUGGGUCAUGGCAUCCAGUGCUUCUGUCCUGCAGGAUUUUCUGGUCGUCGAUGUGAAAUAGAUAUCGAUGAGUGUUCUUCACAACCUUGUUAUAAUAGUGGAACUUGCAUAGAUCUUCCUCAAGGAUACAAGUGUCAAUGUCCACCUGGAUAUUCUGGUAUCAAUUGUCAAGAGGAAAAGUCAGAUUGCUCCAAUGAUACGUGCCCUGCUCGUGCUAUGUGCAAAGAUGAACCAGGAUACAAGAAUUAUACAUGCUUGUGUAGAUCAGGUUAUACAGGGAUCGAUUGUGAUGUUACGAUCGAUCCAUGUAGUGCAAAUGGCAAUCCCUGUAACAAUGGGGCAACCUGUGUAGCGCUACAACAAGGCAGAUUCAUGUGCGAAUGUUUACCAGGAUGGGAAGGCCAAGUAUGUGAAAAUAAUAUAGACGACUGCGCCGAAAAACCAUGCCUGCUAGGCGCCAACUGCACGGACUUGGUAGCAGACUUCAGCUGUUCUUGUCCACCUGGAUUCAGUGGAAAGAGAUGCCAAGAGAAAAUAAACCUGUGCGGUAAUGCUCCAUGUAAGAAUGGCGUAUGUGUUGACAAGUUGUUCUACCAUGAUUGUAUCUGCAACCCUGGAUGGACAGGUGAAAGUUGUGAAUCGAACAUCAACGACUGCCAACCAAAUCCUUGCCUCAACGGCGGCCAUUGCACGGAUGGCAUUGACGACUUUUCUUGCACAUGUGAACCAGGAUUCACAGGGAAGAAAUGCCAGCAUACAAUCGACUUUUGUUCUUCAGAACCAUGCCAGAAUGGAGCUUCUUGUACCAACCUAGUUGACGGAUUCUCUUGUAAAUGUAGGCCUGGCUUUGUUGGUCUUCAGUGUGAAGCUGAAAUUGAUGAAUGCCUGAGUGAUCCUUGCAAUCCUGUUGGAACUGAGAGAUGCGUUGAUCUCGAUAAUAAGUUUGUUUGUAUGUGCAGAGAAGGUUAUUCAGGCACUUCUUGUGAAAUAAAUAUCGAUGACUGUCAUUCAGAACCUUGUCUCAAUGGAGGAUCAUGUAGGGACGAAGUUGGUUCCUAUAAAUGUGUCUGCCAACCAGGAUGGACAGGACCUAACUGCGAGAUGGACAUUGGUAGCUGUCAGUUGAGACCAUGUCAGAAUGAUGCAAAAUGUAUCAAUUUGUUCCAGGACUAUUUUUGUGUAUGUCCUUCUGGAACUGACGGUAAACAAUGUGAAACUGCUCCAGAAAGAUGUAUUGGCAACCCCUGUAUGCAUGGUGGCAAAUGUCAAGACUUCGGAUCUGGCUUGAACUGCUCAUGUAGUGAUGGGUAUAGCGGAAUAGGAUGCCAAUAUGAAUAUGAUGCCUGUCAAGCCAAUGCGUGUAAAAACGGAGCUACAUGCACCAACCAGGCACCUGGAUUCAAAUGUGUCUGUCCACCAGGAUUCACCGGGAAAUUCUGUGAAGAGGAUAUCAUCGACUGUAAAGAAAACUCUUGCCCACCAAGUGCGACGUGUAUAGAUCUCACCGGAAAAUUUUACUGUCAAUGCCCAUUCAACCUAACGGGAGAAGACUGCCGAAAAACUAUCUCUGUGGAUUAUGACUUGUACUUCAGUGAUGCUACUCGUAGCUCGGCGUCUCAAGUCAUACCCUUCUAUACUGGAUCGAAGUCCAGUCUAACAAUCGCUAUGUGGGUUCAGUUCACUCAGAAAGAUGAAAAUGGGAUCUUCUUCACUCUAUACAGUGUAUCAUCAAAACAUGUUGCGAAUGAUAGAAGACCAAUGAUCCAGGCACACUCUAAUGGUGUGCAAAUAUCUAUUUUUCCCGAUUUGCAAGACGUUUAUCUGAGCUAUAAGGAUUACACAACUGUCAAUGAUGCACAAUGGCAUCACAUUGCUGUAAUCUGGGAUGGUGAGAACGGCGGAGAACUCAAACUGAUUACUGAAGGACUUAUUGCUAGCAAAAUGAAGGGCUAUGCUAGUGGAAGGAAAUUACCGGAAUAUGCAUGGGUAACUCUUGGAAAACCACAAACUGGAAAUCCUAAAGCUUACACAGAGUCUGGUUUCCAAGGACACCUAACUAAAGUUCAAAUUUGGGGCCGAGCUCUAGAUGUUACGAAUGAAGUUCAGAAACAAGUACGAGACUGCAGAACAGAACCAGUAUUAUACAAAGGAUUGAUACUCACAUGGGCUGGUUAUGAAGAAACACUUGGAGGAGUUGAAAGAAUGGUACCAUCACAAUGUGGACAAAGGAAUUGUCCAUCUGGUUAUAAAGGAUCUAAGUGUCAAGAGAUGGAAGUAGACAAGAUUCCUCCGAAAGUAGAAUACUGUCCUGGAGAUCUAUGGAUCAUCACCAAGAAUGGUUCAGCAUUGGUAGUGUGGGAUGAACCACAUUUCAGCGACAAUGUUGGAAUUACAAGGGUGCAAGAAAAAUCUGGACAUCGUCCUGGUCAGACACUUUUGUGGGGAAUAUACCAAAUCGCUUAUGUAGCAUCUGACGACGCAGGAAAUACAGCAACAUGUACUUUCAAAGUAUCAGUUUUAUCUGAUUUCUGCCCAGAAUUGCCGGAUCCAGUAGGAGGCUACCAAGCAUGCAAAGACUGGGGUGCAGGAGGGCAAUUCAAAGUUUGUGAUAUCGGAUGCAAUCCAGGACUCAGGUUUUCACAAGAAAUACCACUCUUCUAUACUUGUGGAGCUGAAGGUUUCUGGAGACCCACAACUAAUCCGAAUUUACCACUAGUAUUCCCAGCUUGCUCUUCUACGAAACCAGCACAACGAGUAUUCAGGAUAGCAAUGUUGUUCCCAAGUUCUGUUCUCUGUAACGAGGCAGGGCAGGGAGUAUUGAAACAAAAAGUUCGCAAUGCUGUAAACUCCCUCAAUAGAGAUUGGAACUUCUGUUCUUUCUCUAUAGAAGGUACAAGAGAAUGUAGGGAACUCAAUAUCGAUGUCAAGUGUGAUCAUAGAUCGAAUAGACAAACACGACAAGUCAGUAGUGAUGAUGAGGAUGGUGGCACCUAUGUGGUGAAUGCCAGUGUACCAGUUGGGAAAAAUGCCCGGCAAGGAAGGCAAUCAUCGAGUGACACGUACAACAUUGAAAUCACCUUCCCAGCGAUAAAUGAUCCUGUUAUACACUCCAACACUAACGAGAGAUCGUCUGUGAAAUCACUUAUGGAAAAGUUGAUUCUCGAAGAAGACCAAUUCGAUGUUGGCGAUAUUUUGCCCAACACAGUACCUGAUCCAUCUUCGCUUAUUCUCCAAUCUGACUACGCCUGUCCGGUUGGACAAGUUGUUAUGGCACCAGAUUGUGUACCUUGUGCCAUUGGGAGCUUCUAUGACAAAAAUACGAAGACUUGUAUUUCAUGUCCCCAAGGAUACUACCAGAGCGAAUCUGGUCAGUUACAGUGCACUCAAUGUCCAGUUAUAGCAGGUAGACCUGGAGUAACAGUCUCACUGGGAGCACGGAGUGCCGCGGACUGUAAAGAACGCUGUCCAGCUGGAAAAUACUACGAUCAUGAUGCUGGACUGUGCCGUAGCUGCGGUCAUGGUUUCUACCAACCAAACGAAGGAUCAUUCUCCUGUGAAAUCUGUGGUCUAGGUAAGACUACAAGAACCAAUGAAGCUGUAUCAGUUAAGGAAUGCAGAGAUCAGUGCGGUAAUGGAAUGCAACUGGCUCUAGAUGGAAAGUGUGAACCUUGUCCAAGAGGAACCUUUAGAACACAGGGUAUUGAGUCAGCUUGUCAGGCUUGUCCAAUAGGAAGGACCACUCCCAAAGUGGGAGCGACAACUAAUGAAGAAUGUUCCUUGCCAGUAUGUACUCCAGGAACAUAUUUGAAUGGAACUUUGAAUAGUUGCAUACCCUGCAAAAAAGGAUUCUAUCAGUCCGAGUCACAACAGACGACAUGUAUUCCUUGUCCUCCGAAUAAGAGUACCAAAGGCGUUGGAACGACCAGUAAAUCGGAAUGUACCAACCCAUGUGAUGCAAAUGGUGCUGAUAGUGCUGAUGAGAUGCAUUGCGAUAAAAAUGCUUACUGUCUUCUAAUACCGGAAACAAGCGACUUCAAAUGUGAAUGCAGACCUGGAUUCAAUGGUACAGGAAAAGAAUGCUACGAUGUAUGCGAUGGCUAUUGUGACAAUGAAGGUACAUGUGUGAAAGACAAUAAUAGCCAACCGACCUGCAGAUGUAUCGGUAGCUUCACUGGCAAACACUGCACAGAGAAAUCCGAGUUUGCCUAUAUUGCUGGAGGUAUUGCUGCAUCAGUUAUUCUGAUUAUAUUCAUCGUGCUGCUGAUUUGGAUGAUUUGUGCUAGAGCCAAUAGGAGGAAGGAACCCAAGAAACUCCUAACCCCAGCAACUGACCAAAACGGCUCCCAAGUCAAUUUCUAUUAUGGCGCGCCCACACCCUAUGCGGAAAGUAUAGCACCAAGUCAUCAUUCCACUUAUGCUCAUUAUUACGACGAUGAAGAAGACGGUUGGGAGAUGCCGAACUUCUACAAUGAGACUUACAUGAAGGAGAGUCUUCAUAAUGGAGUGAAUGGGAAAAUGAACAGUUUAGCUAGGUCGAACGCUAGCAUUUAUGGAACAAAAGAUGAUUUGUAUGAUAGGCUGAAGAGGCACGCCUAUCCUGGCAAAAAAGAUAAAAGUGACAGUGACAGUGAGGGUCAUCAAUGA
Molecule: messenger RNA, 10752 nt
Organism: Phaedon cochleariae (mustard beetle)
Lineage: Eukaryota; Metazoa; Arthropoda; Insecta; Coleoptera; Chrysomelidae
Source: the annotation of a GenBank genome assembly